Molecule: messenger RNA, 843 nt
Organism: Hyaloperonospora brassicae
Lineage: Eukaryota; Oomycota; Peronosporomycetes; Peronosporales; Peronosporaceae
Source: the annotation of a GenBank genome assembly
AUGAUCACGAAGCAUUUGUUGCCACUGGCUCUGCUGGUAGUAUGCCCGGCAUCGUUCAAUACUGCCGUCACAGCUUCAGACAAGCUGCCCAUCAUGCCACGCAAUGCGCAGACGUACACACAGUAUAGCGAGUACUACCAAGAGACGUUGGACGCUGUGAACGACGAGCGGUCCAAGGCGGGUCUUGCAGAGCUGUGCAUCAACAAGAAGCUCUCAGCUGCUGCCAAACGUCACGGAGACGAUAUGGCUGCGCACGACUUUAUGGACCACGCGGGCUCAGACGGCUCAACUAUGACGCAGCGCAUUUCAGCCACUGGCUACGAAUGGGACGCCAUCGCGGAGAACGUCGCUGCCGGCCAGAACGACGUGGCUUCCGUCAUGCAGUCUUGGAUGGACUCGGACGGCCACCGCGCGAACAUUCUGGGCACCGACUACACCAUGAUGGGCAUCGCGUAUGCCUACAGCGCGGGAAGUAAGCACAAGCACUUUUGGGCGCAGGAGUUCGGGGCUGGUGAAACGGAGGCAUGCGACAGCAAGAGCGCUACCAACUCCUCGACGACCGGCCAAGCACAAGAGCAGACUCAAGACGAUCGCGUGACUAUAGCUACGAAGGUACAAGAGCCCUCGUACACGAUGGGGCCGCCCACCCCGACGACGACGAUCACGACCACACCCUCUGCAACAACAGUCCCCUCCACCAACUUUACGUCUUUAACCACCACGCCGACUGCUAUGGUGGAGCCUCCUAUCGUCCCCAAGCCUCCUAUCGUCCCCGGGGCUCCUACUGCCCCCGAGCCCCCUGUCACCACCAAACGCACUCGCGCUUGCAAGGCCAAGAAAUGA